Messenger RNA from Actinia tenebrosa (Australian red waratah sea anemone), 1470 nucleotides. Its product is annotated as putative sodium-coupled neutral amino acid transporter 12. The record is from RefSeq and is a predicted model, not a curated record. NCBI's taxonomy places the organism in Eukaryota, Metazoa, Cnidaria, Anthozoa, Actiniaria, Actiniidae.
GCGGCCGUGACGAAGAACGUUUCUUCUUUGACGCGCGAUAAAAAUAUUGGAAUUUCUUUUUGAAAGUAGAAUAAAAAUGUCACCUAAAGUAGUUGAGAGUACUCAUGGAUAUUCAGCAAAGGUCGCUGCUAUAUUCCUAUUCAAUCUGUUAACAGGAGUGGGUAUCCUAGCACUUCCUGCAGCUGUUGCUAAGGCUGGCCUUGUAUCUGGUAUAUUGGUUCUAGUUACUGUUGCAUUUAUGGCUUUUGUGAGCCUUACUUUUGUUGUAGAAGUUCUUUCAACUGCUAAUGCAUGGACAAUGUUACAUCCAAAGACAAAUUCCAAAGGAUCUUCUCAAAUCUAUCCUUGUAAAAAUGUUGGAGAGAAACUAGCAGCAAAAAGUAAGGUGACAAGCAAUGGGGGGUUUAACCCUUUUGAAAUAAAAGAAAAAGUCGAAAUGGGCCACAUGGCGGAAUUAUUUCUAGGGAGUGCUGGAUCAACAUUCUUCUAUGCUGUACUAUGUCUUUAUUUAUAUGGGGAUUUGGCUAUAUAUGCCGUUUCUGUUGCUACAACCUUAACAACAACCACAGGCGCAGACCCAGACAUAUCCUACUAUUCAUUCCUUCUAGGAUUUCUCAUGAUUAUUGGACCAUUUUGCUUUUUUAAUUUUCAAAAGACAACAUAUUUACAAAUGUUCACCAUGAUAAUGCGAAACACUGCUAUAGUUUUAAUGGUGAUCUUGAGUGCGGUUGACAUCGCCAAUGGUAACAGAGUUCCUCUUGAUAAUAUUAUUCUCUGUGACGUACCAGAAACUAAGGAGCUUCUUGGCAUGGCAGUGUUUUCCUUUAUGUGUCAUCAUUCCAUUGCUCCUAUUAUUCUCCUACUAAAAGACAAGAAAAAAUCUUUUGCUGUCAUAUUGUUUGACUAUGUGAUAGAAUUACUGUACUCUUCUAUACUCAUACUAAGUGCUGCAAUAAACAGGCCAGCAUCAGAGAUAAAUUCUCUCUAUACACUGAACUUUGGAGACUACCCUAUUGAAAUGCUGGCAAAGUUUUUGAGUUUCUAUCCAGUUUUUACUCUGAGCAGUAACUUUCCUUUGGUUUGUAUCACUUUGAGAAAUAAUCUACUGACUUUGUUUAAAGCUAAGCAAUUUGGAUACAGUCAACAAGUCUUUACACUGGUAGCACUGAUCCCACCAGCAGCCAUUGCAAUCUUCGUUCAUGAUAUUAGGAAAUUGGUUGUUCUUACGGGGUCCUUUGCAGGUUUGGCAAUAAUGCUCGUUACUCCUGCACUCCUUGUACUUUACUCUCGUCACCAACUGCAGUGCAUAAUAGGAUCACACUGGAGAGACAUGCAUCCACAUCUAUCACCAUUCCAGCACUCUGCAUGGAUCUACUUGGUGCUUAUCUUUUCAGCCUUUGUAUUGUUUUCCAAGAUAUUUUAGAAAAAACAUUCAUUAUAGAAUGUUGGCUGAAACAAACAAUGGAUAAA